Messenger RNA from Symsagittifera roscoffensis, 1224 nucleotides. RefSeq names its product tetratricopeptide repeat protein 29-like. The record is from RefSeq and is a predicted model, not a curated record. Gene Ontology annotation, cellular component: cilium. Lineage: Eukaryota; Metazoa; Xenacoelomorpha; Acoela; Convolutidae. Gene Ontology annotation, biological process: cilium movement. The annotation marks the transcript as partial. The transcript is spliced from 6 exons. Gene Ontology annotation, molecular function: protein binding.
UCACGCGUCGGAUUUUCACCUGAGCCCAAUAAACAAAACUACAACACUACCCAUCCCCGAGACGACUCCACCCAGAAUGGCUUCGGAAAUGAUGAGGAGGGGGAUGGGGAUGGGGCAUUCUCCCCACAGUCGGAUCACGAGGAUCAGCAAGAGCAGAAACAGAGGGGGGCGGGGGCGCUGCUGAACAGAUAUGACGUGGAUAGGUUCAGGAAGUCUUAUUUGAAUAUAAUCUACGUGGCUAUGCUCGAAGAGGGAUACAACAAAUCAUACAAAGAGCUGUUCAACUUGGUGACAAGUCAAGUGGCGAAGAGAGAGGAAGCGGGACCCAAUUCAUUUCUGUGGUUCAAGCCCCUCCUGAGGGACAACAGACAGCAUCUGGAGACCCUGUCCUACUUCCUCUGUCGCUCAGAGGAGGCCCAGAGGGAGGGCAAUCUGGCCAGGGUGUAUGGGGAGAGACUGAUGUUGGCAGAGUACUUCGAACAAAACAGUUUCGAUGAGCUUGCCACUCACUUCUACAAAUCGUGUCUGCGCAUCAGCAACGACAUCGAAGACGAGGGCCUCACUCAUGCACAAGCAAACUGUUUUAUGGGACAAGACGUCUUCUCAAAGGGCGAGACAGAGGAGGCACUGGAGUACUUUGAGAACUACUAUGAGUUGAGUAGGGACCAGGAGUGGACCAAUGAGCACGGGGUGUCCCUAGUGCAGGAUGCGUGCGUCAAACUACUCCGAGUGUACAUCAAGAUUGGGGACCAGUGUCUCAGUAAAGGCGAUGACAAGACAGCAGUGGCUUACUUCCGCAAGGCGCAGGACUUUGCUCAGGCCAGUGGGGUGGCGGAGGAGGAGGCGACUACCCAGUACAGACUGGCAUGCAGUCUGCAGCAGAUAGGGGCCAACACGGAGGCCAUCUCCCUCUUCACCUCCUACAGGGACAAGUGCUAUCACAUUGGAGACUUCAAGGAGAGGCCCAAAAUGAGCUAUGCCGUUCGACUAAGACACCAGAGGAGGUGUACCGUAUUGCACUGUCAUACGAACGUGGAUACAAGUAUGCUAAAUCAUACGGAUCGGCAACCGGGGGAGCAACAACUAGUGGCCCCACCGAUGGAAAUGGAGCGUUUCAAAUCAAAACGGAACCUGUGGGAACAAUCCGAGGAGGAUAUCGAAAUAAUCGACAGCGCGGCCGUGGACGUUCAGAAGAUGAACAGAGAUGAGAGGGGGAGUUUCUAG